Corylus avellana is the source of this 1311-nucleotide messenger RNA. The record is from RefSeq and is a predicted model, not a curated record. Lineage: Eukaryota; Viridiplantae; Streptophyta; Magnoliopsida; Fagales; Betulaceae.
AUGUAUGCUCAACAUGUAUUGCAAGAUGAAGAGGACAACGUUAAUGUUGGUGUGGUGCACAACUGUAAUGUCGGUGUGGAGGACAAUGCUCAUGACCGUGUUCACACCAUGCCAGAAACAGCUAAAAACAACAAAAGACAUGGUAGGCCACGGAAGACCAAAGUUAUUCAGGAUAUUGAUGAAGUCAUAAAAGAGCUGUUGAGUGACUGUGAAGUAACUAAUGGUGAGGAUGAAGAACUAUACUACGAUGCUGAUGAGGUCAAUAAAGAAAAAGAUGGAACGUCCAACUGGUGGAAGAAGGUUGACUAUAAUAUAAAUGAUAAAAAAGCUGAGUUUGGGGAUGACGAAUCUGAGGAUGAAAGAGAUGGUCUUGUGAGUUUGCAGGGCAGUGAUUUUGACAGUGGAAAAAAUAAGAAGCGGUAUAGGCAGUUCAAUGAGAAACAUGACUUAAAAAUUCCAGUGAAGUUUGGCUUAGAAGAUCAGUUUGUAGAUAUAUAUUCUUUCAAGAGGGCACUUAAACUGUAUGUUGUGCAGAAUGGGUUCGACUAUAACUACAAACACAAUGACUUUGGUAGAGUUAGUGCAAUAUGUAGAGAAACACAUUGUGCAUGGAGGAUUCACGCCUCUAUUGAUGCUACAAGAAACUGUAUACAGAUUAAAACUUUCUACCUGACUCAUACUUGUGGUAAUCAGUACGAAAACACCAGAUACGAUGUCUAUUACAUGAUUUGUACAUAUAAGAAGGACUUCAAGGAUGAUCCUACAUGGACCCCGGCAAAGAAUGAGGCAUUGCAUCAACUCUUUAGUAGUUAUUCCAAGCAAUAUCGCCUCAUAAGGAGGUACGCGUCGGCGGUACGAAGCACUAACCCUGGUAGUAGUGCUUUUAUUCAGAGAGAAAGAGCAUUCUUCCAAAGAAUGUAUAUUUGCCUUGAUGCGUGCAAGAAGGGUUUUAAGCAUGGCUGUUGGCCAAUUAUUUGUUUAGAUGCUUGUCAUCUGAAGGGGGAAUAUGUGGGGCAAUUGUUGUGUGCUAUAGGCAAGGAUGGAAACGACCACAUGUUCCCAAUAGCAUUUGCAGUGGCUGAGGCCGAGACCAAAGAGUCAUGGCAAUGGUUUAUUACCAUUUUGCUGGAAGAUUUAUGCGGCUCAGAAGGUGGACUUGGUUGGACUAUAAUGUCUGAUAGACAGAAGGGCCUUAGAACUACAGUUGAUGUAGUGUUGCCACAUGCUGAGCAUCGUGUUUGUGUUCGGCACCUACAUGCAAACUUCAAAGCUAGAGGGUGUACGGGAAAAGCGUUCAAAGAUGAGCUGUAG